Messenger RNA from Funneliformis mosseae, 168 nucleotides. NCBI's taxonomy places the organism in Eukaryota, Fungi, Glomeromycota, Glomeromycetes, Glomerales, Glomeraceae. The record is from the annotation of a GenBank genome assembly.
GCUGCAAUAUAUUGCUUCACUAUAACUACUUGGGCUCAUCAAAAUUUUCUAAUUUGGAAAAAACAUGGUAUUAUGAAGAUUACAUAUAAAUCUAUUGUAGAAUUCCAUAAUGCUCGUCGCCAGGUUAUGUCACUAGUAGCUAGGGAUAGUACGGUCUCAGAAAAUUAG